Molecule: messenger RNA, 2299 nt
Organism: Impatiens glandulifera
Lineage: Eukaryota; Viridiplantae; Streptophyta; Magnoliopsida; Ericales; Balsaminaceae
Product: YTH domain-containing family protein 3-like
Exons: 12
Coding region: 154-2127 (657 amino acids)
Biological process (GO): mRNA destabilization
Cellular component (GO): cytoplasm
Molecular function (GO): mRNA binding
Source: RefSeq, a predicted model, not a curated record
CAUACAUACAUACAUACUCUAACACAGUGAAGAAACUGCCAUUCUAUUUCAAGCGGUUUUCCAAGAACUCAAGAAGAGAAGAGAUUUGGCGUCGAGUAUAAUCCCGAAUCAAGAAUCAAAUCCAAUACCUUAUUCACAGAAGAACCCUUUUCCAUGAUGCCAGCCUCAGAUGGUAGUAAAUCAGACAAACAAGAUAUGAAUCCCGGAAAAUGUGACCUCUCAGAAUGUACUUCUGGUUCAAAAAGUGAAACCGACAAAGAAUCUGUUCACAACUACCCAGAUUAUAAUGGAAAAUUUAGUGAGUUGGAUGACCAGGGGUAUAAUACAAGUGCUGGCGGUGGGUUUCAGUCUGAUGUUUCUAAUGGAUCAGAAGCCUUGCCAUGUUACAUUGGAGAUCUAGCUAAUGAAAUGUCAAAAUCUUCGAUAAAUAAGAUUGCUUCAGUAAAAUCGAAUGGUUUCAACUCUGUUACUACAUCCUUGAAAUCAAAAUCUCAGCAGUCUCCAGUCAAGACCAAUUCUUCUGAAUCUAUGAUGGAAAGCCACCCACCACUUAAGACAUGGGGCAAGGUUGGUUCGGGUGAAGGUUCUCAAUCUGCUGAUUCUAAUAGAAACUUCAGUCAGUUGGAUGACCAGGGGUAUUCAGAUACAAUUUCUGAGGGCAGUUCUGAUGCAAAUUAUGGAUCAGAAGCAUUGUUAUGUUGCUCUUCUGAUCCGCCACAUGUUGAAGAUUUAGCUGAUGAAAAGUCAAAAUCUUCGACACUUAGGAAUGCUUUGGUAAGCUCGGAAAGCCAAUGCAGACCACUCAAGACAUGGAGCAAGAUUGGUUCUCGUAAAAGUUGUGUAACUGCUGGUAAGUUUUCAUCAUUCACCAGCCAAAACCAUGUUAAAGGCUCUCAACAACCAGCUGAUAAAUCUCCACGCCUCAUUAGCCAAACCCCAGUUAAUGGCUCUCAACCCUUUCGUAAAUAUCCACUACUAAUCAGCCAAACUCCCGUUAAAGGCUUUCAAAACGCUCGUAAGAUUCCACCAUGGACCGGCCAAAAUCAAGGAAACUUCGUGCAUAAGAGUUCCAUGAACUACAGACCAAACCAUAAAGCCUCAAAUGAAAACAUGAAGAAUAAGCAGUUUGAUGCUUCAAAGGAUACAACUCGAGGUCCAAGGAUUCAGAAUACUAGUAACCAAGGAAACUUCGUGCAUAAUAGUUCCACGAACUACAGACCAAACCAUAAAGCCUCAAAUGAAAGCAUGAAGCAUAGGCGGUUUGAUGCUUUAAAUGAUAUAACUCGAGGUCCAAGGAUUCAGAAUACUAGUAACCCUACAAAUUUGAAACCAAAAGAUACCCUGGAGCUUACCCUUGAUAGAAACAAAUAUAACCGCGAAGAUUUUGUGACAGAUUACCCUGAUGCCAAAUUCUAUGUAAUAAAGUCUUACAGUGAAGACGAUGUUUAUAAGUGUAUCAAGUAUGACGUUUGGGCGAGUACACAUUAUGGAAACAAGAAACUGAACGAUGCUUUUCUAGAUGUGAUGGCAAAAUCAAACGAAACCUGUACCAAAUGUCCUCCUACCUUCCUCUUUUUCUCUGUGAAUGGGAGUGGACAGUUUUUGGGUGUUGCUGAGAUGAUUGGACGAAUCGAUUUUAAUAAAACCAUGGACUUCUGGCAAGUUGACAGAUGGAACGGUUUCUUCCCUGUUAAGUGGCAUGUACUCAAAGACAUCCCUAAUGCAAAACUCAGACACAUCAUUCUUAAGAACAAUGACAACAAGGAUGUAACUUUCACUCGAGACACUCAAGAGAUUGAACUUGAGCAAGGUAUAGAAAUGCUGAAGAUAUUUAAGAACUACGAGGGAAAGACAUCAUUACUAGACGAUGUAGAAUUCUACGAGAAUCGCAUUAAGUUGGCCAGAGAGAAAGCAAAGAGUAUGAAGAAGAAAGACCCAGAAUCAGAAACUUAUCGAGAUUUUUAUGGAGAGGAUUAUCAAGAUUAUGGAGAAGAUUAUAAAGAUUAUGGAGAAGAUUAUAAAGAUUAUGGAGAGGAUUUUCAAGAACAUGGAGUGGAUUGUCAAGAUCAUGUAGUGGAUUGUCAAGAUCAUGGAGAGGAUUAUCAAAAUUAUGGAGAGGAAUUUUAGGUUGAUAAUGUUUUGUAUAGUUUGACAUUAGACUUGCUUUUUUUUUUUUUUUUCCUUUUGGUCAGCUUAUUUGCUUGCUGGAUAUGGACAAGUCUUUCCAAUUCCAUUUUCAUGUUGGUUCUUGUUUGUUUUGAUCUAAACAAUCUAAUGGAAUUUAGUUAGUAUAUUUGAA